UACUACUUGCGCAAUACUUCAUGCGUUCGCGUCACGUUUGAUUACAAUGGCGAAUCACAAGUGAUUUAUUCGAUUUCUAUCUACAUUUCUUUUUCGAUAUAAUAAAAGAGACAAUGAUUCUAAGUGUUUCAGUACCCACAUGUUGCUGAGUUGUCAUUGUUAAUAUUAGUUUUGUUUUAAAAGUAAUAAAUAAGAUGACAAUUGAUCCGGCCAAAUCGAUCCCAGCAUUCUACGCUGGACAAAGUGUAUUUGUGACAGGUGCAACAGGAUUUCUGGGUAAAGUGUUUAUUGAAAAGAUAUUGCGAUCGUGCCCAGAUGUUCGUGAAAUAUUUCUGUUAAUGCGUUCAAAAAAAGGACUAAAUGUUAACGAAAGGCUCCAACAAAUGUUGAAUUUACCGUUAUAUGAAAAACUGCGCGAAGAACGACCUUCAAAUUUCGAGAAAUUAAUUCCGAUUUCUGGCAAUGUUAGUGAGAAAGGAUUAGGUUUGUCGGAUGCGGACAGACAAAUGUUGAUUGAAAGAGUGACUAUAAUAAUACAUGGAGCGGCAAGUGUGAGAUUUAAUGACAGUUUAAAAUACUCCAUAUUUGUCAAUACUAGAGCAACGAGAGAUAUCUGUAUUUUAGCUCAAAGUAUGAAGAAUGUAAAAGCAUUAGUAUAUGUCAGUACAGCAUUCGCACAUGUGGAUAAGCAAUUUAUUGAAGAAAAAGCAUAUCCACCUAUAGCUGAUUGGCAGAAGAUGAUUGAAAUAGCUGAAUCGUUGGAUGAACAUAUUUUAAACAUCUUUACAGCUAAAUGUUUGGAUUACUUUCCCAACACGUAUAUUUUUUCGAAAAACCUAGCAGAGAGUGUAAUACAGGAAUACUCUUCUUCCUUACCUUGCGCGAUUGUAAGACCUUCUGUGGUGAUGCCAACGCUAGAAGACCCAGUCCCGGGAUGGAUAGAUAACGUUUAUGGUCCAAUAGGACUUUACGUUGGUGGCGGAAAGGGAGUAAUACGAGUAGCCUGUUGUAAUAAGCAUGUUACUGAAAAUUCAGUGCCAGUAGACUUUGUCAUUAAAGCUAUAAUUGCUGUAUCUUGGAAGCUAGGAUUAACCAGAUUUACAGAGAGUUCCACACCUUUUGUUUUAAACUGUACGACUCAGAAACACAUGACUCAUCAAAAUGUUAUAAGAACGCUAUUCAGUGUCACACAUGAGACACCUUUUGAAGGAAUUAUCUGGACUCCUAAUACAAUAUUGACCGAUAAUUUCAUUCUGUUUUACAUAUUAACGAUAUUAUGGCAUAUUUUGCCAGCUAUGUUAAUAGAUUUCGUUUCAAAAUUCUUUGGACGUCGACCUUUACUAAUGCGACUGAUGAGAAAUCUGUACGUGGCCAAUCGUGCUGUAAGUUACUUUUCGUUCCACGAAUGGAAAUACAGCAAUACGAAUAUGUCACCUCUGAUGUGCUCAAUAUCACCUGAUGACCGGGAUAUGUUUUUAAUGAAUUAUUCCGAUUACGAUAUUAGACAUUACUUGAAGAUUUGUAACGUGGGUGGCAAAAAGUUUCUUCGUCACGAAGACAUGAAUCGAUUGGAUGCAGCCAAAGCACACAGGAACAGAGUAUAUCUGUUCGUUACAUUAGUGGAAAUUUUCAUCUCUAUUGGUGUGCUGUGGAUAUUAUAUAAUUGGAUGUAUUCUACUAAUACAGUAUAAUAAUGUUGACUUAUCCAUACUGCGUGUAGAAUAAACUAUAAUUUAUGAUAAUUAAUCACAUAUAUCGCAUACAAAGGAAUUAUUUAUCGGACAAUAUUUCUCUUGGUAGACUUAUUGUAUACUUAAAUUAACAGGGAUAUUUUACUAUUUAAUGUUAAAUAUUAUGCAUAUUUAUGUAUAUAGGUACAGACGGUAUCAAAUAAAGUGCAAUAUGCAUUGAAGUGGAA
Messenger RNA from Temnothorax curvispinosus, 1918 nucleotides. Its product is annotated as fatty acyl-CoA reductase 1-like. Gene Ontology annotation, biological process: long-chain fatty-acyl-CoA metabolic process. The transcript has 9 exons. Gene Ontology annotation, cellular component: peroxisome. Gene Ontology annotation, molecular function: alcohol-forming very long-chain fatty acyl-CoA reductase (NADP+) activity. The record is from RefSeq and is a predicted model, not a curated record. The coding region runs from base 195 to 1691 and encodes 498 amino acids. Lineage: Eukaryota; Metazoa; Arthropoda; Insecta; Hymenoptera; Formicidae.